Monoraphidium neglectum is the source of this 1509-nucleotide messenger RNA. RefSeq lists its product as hypothetical. The transcript is spliced from 9 exons. The record is from RefSeq and is a predicted model, not a curated record. NCBI's taxonomy places the organism in Eukaryota, Viridiplantae, Chlorophyta, Chlorophyceae, Sphaeropleales, Selenastraceae. The coding region runs from base 1 to 1509 and encodes 502 amino acids.
AUGCAACCGCGGCAGCGGGCGGAAGGCGGCAGUCCGGGGGCUCCCCAGGGUCCCGAAGCCGCCGACAGCUACAAGCCCAGCAGGCCAGUGCCGCCUGACGUGGCUGCUGUGCUCAAGGGCACCCCUGUCGUGCUGGCCGGCGUCGCCGCAACAGAGCGGUUGCUGCAGGGCCCAAACGGCCACAAGCGCGAGUGCGCAACAAGCAUCCAGAUCAUCAGCGGCCUCUGCGCCUACAACGCACAGGACCUGCUAUGCCUGGUGGCAGCCGUGCGUGCGAGCCCGCUGCAGCCAGACCACAUGAUCCAGGUGGUCAUUGACCCCAGCUCUGUGCUGGGCUGGUACGUCAUCACGCUCGCAGGCCAGCAGGACUGCAUCCCUCGGCCCGUGGUGCUGGGCGUAUCAGCCUCCCUGCCCUCCUUCAGUGGCGCGAACAGCCUCAGAGAUUUCAUGCGGGAGCUGGACGGAGACGCCAAGGCCCUGGCCGCUCUCACGGAGUUCUCCAGCGCCCCGCUGCUGGCCUUCGACAUCCCCAAGACCCUGGGGGCAUUGGAGCGCCUCCAGCUCAGGGCGGUGGGGCUGCGCUGGGCCCCGCGCUGCUCCGUGCCGCUCGGCCUGGCGCGUGAUGCGGCGCGCAUGCACGCGUACUGCCCCUUCCGCCACGCGGCGCGCAAGGGCAGCGAGAGCCGGGGCAAGCACAGUGGCAUGGUCAGCGGCGGCUUCAGGCUGGCGUGCAGCGGGCGCGUCCCGGGGCAGCUGACGGAGUACACCAACAAGCGCGCCACACAGGAGCAGGUCGCGGCCUUCUACACCGCCGCGCGCGCCGUGGGCGGCGCCCUGCUGCGCGCGGCGCGCGCCAGCGUGGGCGCGCCGCUGCUGUCCCUGCUGACGUGGACGGCGGCGUCGCGCAACCCGGCGCUGGCAGCGCUGGUGCUGGGCCCAGAGCUGCCAUUCCAGCAGAUCCACAGCACGCUGGCCGCGCCCGGCGUCGAGGCGCACGUCGACGCGCGCGACAUGGGGUGCAUCAUCGGCUGGGCCGAGGUGGCCGGCGGCGACGUGGCGGCCGCGCAGCGCGAGGCCGCGGCGGGCAGGUGGCUGGAGGGGCGCGGCGGGGAGGGCGACGGGACGGGUGUUGGGCAGCAGCAGCCAGGGGAGCAGGAGAGCACACAGCCACGAGAGGCCAACGAGCGGAAAGCGGGGGAAGCGGAGCCCCUGGCGCACUUUGCGGUCUACCAGUACGGCCUGCGGGUGGACGUGCACCACGGCAGCCUGCUCUACCUGCGCAGCGACGACGUGUUGCACGGCACGCCCCCCAUCAUGCUCCCAGACGGCCGCCCCUCUGGGCGGGGUGCGUGGGGAGCAGGCGGCGGCGCAGCUGGCGGCGCGGGCCACCAGGGCGGCGAGCGGCAGCUGGUGGGCGUCGCGCUGGUGUCCAAGGCAGAUGUGACGCGCGCGGCCAUUGACCAGAUUUGCGACGGCAGCGCCGUCACCUGGGAGCCCCUGCCCCAGUAG